Messenger RNA from Branchiostoma floridae (Florida lancelet), 1977 nucleotides. Its product is annotated as insulin-like growth factor-binding protein complex acid labile subunit. Lineage: Eukaryota; Metazoa; Chordata; Leptocardii; Amphioxiformes; Branchiostomatidae. Gene Ontology annotation, molecular function: protein binding. The record is from RefSeq and is a predicted model, not a curated record. The coding region runs from base 367 to 1953 and encodes 528 amino acids. Gene Ontology annotation, cellular component: plasma membrane. The transcript is spliced from 10 exons.
UUCGGAAGCGAAUUGACAGAAAAGUGUAACACAUACAUACAUACAUACAUAUUCAUACUUGUUAACAAGUUGAAGCAUUCACAUAGUUUUGCUUCCAUUGUAUUGCUUCCAAGUGUAACGCAUCAACCUGUAUUUGACGUGUUGUCCGUACUUCUGUACCAGGGCCUGAAGACCGUCCCCACCGUACCGUCUGACACGACCAAGCUCCUCCUGGAUGGGAACGAGAUCGCCAGUCUGGACGGACUGGUCGCACAGACACUUCCUAACUUGAAGGAGAUCAAGUUGAACAGGAAUCGUCUGACAGGUCUGACUGGUAACGAGUUUUCCAACUUCGGAGCCUUGGAGCGAGUCGACCUCUCAGACAACAUGAUAAGCUCCCUCCCUGCAAGUGGGAUACAAGGACCGAAGAUCAAAUUCCUAUAUCUAGGGAAUAACAGACUUUCUGACAUCGAUGGAGGAGUUUUUGCCGGCCUGCGCAAUCUAGAAAUUCUAAUCCUGGAGAACAACCAGAUUACGUAUGUCUCAAACGACACUUUUUCUGGUCUUCCCAAGCUGAGAAUUCUUCUGUUCAGGAACAACAAGUUACCCACCAUCCGCGUAGACAUGUUCUCAGCCGUGACGUCACUCCGGAGGCUCAUACUAAGCGGUAACGGCAUCGCGUCAAUCCAACCACAGGCGCUCGCGGGACUCUCAGAUUUGGACUACCUGUCGUUGGCUGAAAACAAGCUAACGUCUGUGGAAGCUGACAUGUUCUCGGGGCUGCAUAACGUCAGGACCAUCGACCUGAAGAUGAACAACAUCUUGACGAUCGAGGACGAAGCCUUCAGCGGACUCCCGAGGUUGAGACGCCUGCAUCUUGAGGGUAAUUACUUGUCUGCGGUACCAACCGUGGCUCUGCGUGAAGUGCGGGACACCCUGACUCAUCUCUACCUCGGUGACAGGAUCGCAUCGUUAGCCGAGGACGCCUUCGUUGGUUUCCGAAGCCUCAACCGCCUGUGCGUCAAAGGCAACCGCAUCAGCAGCCUGCCUGACGUCGUGUUUAACGGUCUCGACAGGCUGGAAUCCCUGUCGCUUCACACCAACCCCAUCACACAGAUCCCGGUCGGGCUUUUCCGGGGAACACCUAGCCUGAAGAAGCUGCAACUUGAGAACACACAGCUGACUGAAAUCCGUUCGUGGACGUUGGAAGGCCUGGAGAAGCUGACUACUCUUCACCUGGACAACUGCAACAUCACAUCGGUAGAGUUCGACGCCUUCUACGGAAGUGAAAACCUUGAGUUCAUCUACCUCAACAAUAACGAAAUCGACUACAUCUACGCCGGGACAUUCCUCCCCCUCCAACAAGUGGAAUCCAUCAACCUCGCUAACAACAAGAUCAAGGGAAUCGAACCCGGGACAUUCGGUUCGCAUCCAAGGCUUACCAAGCUCUUCCUUCAGUACAAUUCCCUCCGCAUCCUACCCACGUUUCUUGGUUUGGGAAGUGUUGAGGAAUUUGACGCAGAUCACAACCUUCUCAGGGAAGUCCCGCCCCUGGCAUUCUCCUUCCUGCGUAAACUGGUCAAGCUGCGACUCAACAACAACCAGAUUUCCAACAUCUCGGAGUCCGCAUUUCAAGGGCUUUAUCAGCUGAAGGAGCUGGACCUGCAAGGAAACCAGCUGUCUUCGGUUUCUUCUAAAGUUUUCGGCUCUUUAUGGACCCUGGAGAAGGUGACCCUGGCGUUUAACCCGUGGACCUGCGAUUGCAACAUCCGGGACUUCAGUGUCUACGUCAUAACCCAUCAACCCUUUACCGGGGAGGUGAUCUGCAAUUCCCCGUCAGCCCUACAGGGGGAGCUCCUGGAGUCGCUGUCCCGACCCCAGCUGACCUGUGGUGCUACAUCAGAUGCCAGCACGCUCGCCGCCACUUACGUCAUCUACAUAAUCCUGUCAAUCAUUGCUAGGAUGAUGUACUGAUGGAAGAUCUUCCAGGGGACAGUG